Scedosporium apiospermum is the source of this 1359-nucleotide messenger RNA. RefSeq lists its product as uncharacterized. The record is from RefSeq and is a predicted model, not a curated record. Bases 1 to 1359 code for a protein of 452 amino acids. Lineage: Eukaryota; Fungi; Ascomycota; Sordariomycetes; Microascales; Microascaceae. The transcript has 9 exons.
AUGGCUGACCAGUCGAUAAUCCGUAUUACCAAGGAGCUCUGCGAUAUCCAAAAGGACUCGGAUUUGUCUCUCGCCGUCGCAUGCCGAGAUUCCGACGUCCGCAAUGUCAAAGCCUUAAUCAUUGGGCCUCACGAGACACCUUACGAGUUUGGCUUCUUUGAGUUUACUGUGAAAUUCAACAAGGACUACCCCAGAAAGUCCCCGAAUGUAACAGCGAUCACCACUAAUGCUGGACGAUGCCGAUUCAAUCCCAACAUUUAUGCCAGCGGGAAAGUCUGCUUAUCAAUUCUAGGGACAUGGCGUGGCGAACGCGGAGAAGAGUGGUCCGCUGCUCAAGGACUAGAGUCCAUUCUGCUUUCUAUUCAGAGCUUGAUGUCUUCGAAUCCAUACGAGAAUGAACCCGGAUUCGAAGAUGCAAACGAAGCCAGCGACAAGAAGAACCAGGCAGACUAUGUCCAGAAAAUUCGGCACGAAACCUUGAGGAUCUCCGUCAUGCAGAGGAUGGAGGAAUACCUAGGGCUCGCCCCCGAUGGCACGCCGUCCGCGUCCGCAAAGUCCGCAGCCGACCAAGAGGAUAACGACAUUGACAUGCAAGACCUCGAUGAGACUAGCGUCCCGUUUGAACCGUUCAAGGAUCUCUGCAAGCAACGCUUCCUGUGGUACUACGACUCGUAUCUCGCGGCGAUACAAAAAGGCAAAUCCGAGGUCAAGGACGGCCAAAACUUUUCGCGGAUGCCAUUUGAGGGCUCUAGCAAUGCGAUGGAGGGCAAGUUCAACUACUCCGAGCUUGAACGUCGUAUCCGCAACAUCAAGAAGGCCUUGGAUGCCGAACUAGAAAUGUGGGCUGCCGACGGAGCGAAGGAGAACGCCAAAGAGGGAACGAUUGCGGUUAACCUCCAAAACCAAUAUGAGCAGGUUAUUGAAGCGUUCAAGGCCGAUGAUGUUCCCCACCACGUUCAACUGGAGAACGGCAACCCCUUUGUCUGGAUCAUCACGUACUUUGGCCCGCCCAUGACGAAUCUUGAUGGCGGCCUAUUCAGGAUCAAAAUGCACUUUAGCCCUCGCUUCCCUGAAGAGCAGCCUCGAGUGCGCAUGGAAACGAAGAUUUUCCACCACCGAAUCGCAGCUGACGGCACGAUAUGCUACUUUCCCAAUUAUUCGAAGCGCGAGGACGUGCGAUCUCACAUUGCCUCCAUCGUUGCGGCCCUCGAGGAAGAAGACCCCGCCUAUGACCCGCGAACCCUCGUAAACCCCGAGGCGCACACGCUAUAUUGGGGGAAGCCGGAGGAUAGGAAAGCAUAUAACCGCCGUCUUCGUCGGUCUGUCCAACAAAGCAUGGAGGACUUCCCUGAAGCCUAG